This is a messenger RNA of Entrophospora sp. SA101, 234 nucleotides long. The record is from the annotation of a GenBank genome assembly. NCBI's taxonomy places the organism in Eukaryota, Fungi, Glomeromycota, Glomeromycetes, Entrophosporales, Entrophosporaceae.
AUGGGUCUUCCAUGUUCACAUCUCAUCAGAGACCUUACAUGUCCUGCCAAUGGUGACCACACUGAUCUUCAGCUUCUUUUACAAUCUCUUGCACAACAGUACCAAUUCUGGCCAUCACACCAACAAGCUGCUGCUCAUACCCAAUUGGAAGAAUUGUCUUCUGCUCCUCCUGAUGUACUGGAAAACCCUGAAGUUAGUAAGUCACAAGGAAGACCAAUUGGAGCAAGAAACUGA